Molecule: messenger RNA, 1845 nt
Organism: Carassius gibelio (silver crucian carp)
Lineage: Eukaryota; Metazoa; Chordata; Actinopteri; Cypriniformes; Cyprinidae
Exons: 6
Coding region: 123-1580 (485 amino acids)
Biological process (GO): DNA integration
Molecular function (GO): nucleic acid binding
Source: RefSeq, a predicted model, not a curated record
GCUUAUUUGACAAAGACUGCAGAACUCAGGGCUACGUGAGAAACGUCAUCGUCAGUCUAAGCCAAUCAGAGGUAGAGUUAGGCGGGUCGUACAGGCAGGAGCGUGAUCCAGUGUUUGGGCCUAUGGUUUGGGCGGGAGUGGAUGCUAAUCCAAAUGUUCGGACUCUGAUAAUGGACCACAUUCAAAUGGUGGACUAUGUUAGACAGCAGCUGCUGGAACUGACAGAACAAACUGAGCAAGCCAUCGUUAGUACAGACUUUAUAUUAUACCGGGUUGACUGGCUGUUGGAAAGGAUAGGGCAGGUCUCAGCUCUCACAAACUCUGCGUUUCCUCAAGAGUUUGUUUCUGCUUUGGAAUCAGUUCGACAGGCUAUCCAACUUGAAAUGACCACGGCAGCUGAAGGUGGAACCGCGUAUCGAAGUCAGACACGGGACGAACAUACAGGACCAGGACGCCCUGCAAUACCAAUAUCUAUUAAUGUCAUAUGCAAGUAUCUUGAGCUGCGCAUCCCUGUUAGUAAGAUAGCCCUUGCUUUAAGGGUGUCUGAAAAAACAAUAUGGAGAAGAAUGCGAGACCACGACAUAAGAAUUUCAGAUUUCUAUGUUGACAUGGCUGAUGCAGAACUUGAUAAGAUUAUUUGUGACAUUCAACACUUGUUCCCCAACUGUGGCUACAAAAUGGUUCAAGGACAUCUAAAUGGACUAGGCCUGAGGAUUCAAACAUUACGAGUUCAACGAUCCAUGAGGAGAAACGAUCCUCAAGGAGUAAUGGAGCGCUCAUUGAGUCUUCACACAGUGAGAAGAAGAUGCUACAGUGUGCCUGCUCCAAACAGCUUGUGGCACAUAGAUGGGAAUCAUAAAUUAAUCAGGUGGCGCAUAGUUAUCCAUGGUGGCAUUGAUGGCUUCAGCAGACUUGUGGUUUAUCUUGGUGCAUCCACAAACAACAGGGCUAAGACGGUCCUAAAUCUGUUCCAACAUGCUGUCACAAACUACGGAAUUCCAUCUCGUGUGCGGAGUGACAAAGGAGGUGAAAACAGAGAUGUUGCUACUUUCAUGUUGCACCACAGAGGAACCAAUCGAAACUCUCACAUUGCGGGACGCAGUGUCCAUAACCAAAGAAUAGAGAGGCUGUGGCGAGAUGUUUACAUCUGUGUGUUGGAUGUUUUCCAUUCCAUCUUCUCAUGUUUGGAAAGCAUGGGUUUGCUACAUCCAGACAACGAGCUCCACCUGUAUGCUCUCCACUGGGUCUUCAUACCUGUGAUCCAGUCCCAUCUCGACUUCUUUGUCCAGGGAUGGAACAACCACAGCAUCCGAACUGCCAGGAAUAUGUCUCCCCUGCAAAUGUGGCAUGUGUUCAGGAACAGUGAAGAAAUCAUGCAGGUCAGUGAAGAAUAUGGGACUGACUGGAGUGGACCAAGUGCAGCAGGGGUGGACACUCAUCUUGACAUUCCAGAGACUGAGCUUCCAAGGCAGCUUACUGAAGCAGACUUUGCCCUUUUACCUCAACCAAGCACAGAGCAACGUGACUACGGUGUUCAACUUUAUUGUGAAACUGUGGAAGUAUUGUCUAGAUUAUUUUAAGGAGAACCAGGGCAUGUCCAAGAUACAGCACAACUACAGUAAUUCAGCCCCCCAACAGACCGGAAGACUUUGUCUUUGACAAACUACCCUUCUCCUUGUAGUCCUCUCCUGACAAAAUGCAUAUAUAUAUGCUCACAGAAGACAAGACACCGAACAUUUUUGAUAAAAAGGGAAGUCCUUGAUUGAGAUUAAUUAACUGUAACAUGCCUGUAUUUUGCUUUACUACACUACUAAGAAAGACAAUAAAAUGUUAGUUACUAGUCAA